Drosophila simulans is the source of this 1210-nucleotide messenger RNA. It is a transcript of the gene spn-A, whose product is annotated as DNA repair protein Rad51 homolog. The coding region runs from base 65 to 1075 and encodes 336 amino acids. Gene Ontology annotation, molecular function: double-stranded DNA binding; ATP hydrolysis activity; ATP binding. Gene Ontology annotation, cellular component: condensed nuclear chromosome. Lineage: Eukaryota; Metazoa; Arthropoda; Insecta; Diptera; Drosophilidae. The record is from RefSeq and is a predicted model, not a curated record. Gene Ontology annotation, biological process: mitotic recombination-dependent replication fork processing; reciprocal meiotic recombination; DNA recombinase assembly. The transcript is spliced from 3 exons.
ACGUACAAUUUAAAUAACGAAACUCGAAACAACAAAUAGCCAAAUUUAUACUCGAAACUGUCAAAUGGAGAAGCUAACGAAUGUUCAGGCACAGCAGGAGGAGGAAGAGGAAGAAGGUCCUCUUAGCGUGACUAGAUUAAUGGGCGGCAGCAUCACGGCCAAGGACAUCAAGCUGCUCCAGCAGGCCAGUUUGCACACCGUGGAGUCGGUGGCCAAUGCCACCAAGAAGCAACUGAUGGCCAUUCCCGGCUUGGGCGGCGGCAAGGUGGAGCAGAUCAUCACGGAGGCCAACAAACUGGUGCCUCUGGGCUUCCUUAGUGCCCGCACCUUCUAUCAAAUGCGUGCCGAUGUUGUGCAGCUGAGCACGGGCUCCAAGGAGCUGGACAAAUUGCUGGGCGGCGGCAUUGAGACGGGAUCCAUUACCGAGAUCUUCGGCGAGUUCCGCUGCGGGAAGACCCAAUUGUGCCACACUCUGGCAGUAACCUGCCAGCUGCCCAUCAGCCAGAAGGGCGGCGAGGGCAAGUGCAUGUACAUCGACACGGAGAACACCUUCCGUCCGGAGCGUUUGGCUGCCAUCGCGCAGAGAUACAAACUGAAUGAAUCCGAGGUGCUGGACAAUGUGGCCUUCACCCGUGCCCACAACUCCGAUCAGCAGACCAAGCUCAUACAGAUGGCGGCGGGCAUGCUCUUCGAGUCCAGAUACGCUUUGCUGAUUGUGGACAGUGCCAUGGCGCUCUACAGAUCGGAUUAUAUAGGCCGCGGGGAGCUGGCCGCCCGGCAAAAUCACCUGGGCUUGUUUCUGCGCAUGCUCCAACGCCUGGCCGAUGAGUUCGGAGUAGCUGUGGUAAUUACCAACCAGGUUACUGCCUCGCUAGACGGCGCACCCGGCAUGUUUGAUGCCAAGAAGCCCAUUGGCGGGCACAUAAUGGCCCACUCCUCAACCACGCGGCUGUAUCUGCGCAAGGGCAAGGGCGAGACCCGCAUCUGCAAGAUCUACGACUCGCCCUGUCUGCCGGAAUCGGAGGCCAUGUUCGCCAUUCUGCCGGAUGGAAUAGGAGACGCCAGGGAGAGCUAGUUGCUCACUUAUAGGUUAAUUAAUGCUACAUAGAUUAAGAAUUAAACUUCGUAGAUUGUUUUUUUUUAUGUUUACUUAGAAUGUAUGGGAUAACGACGAAAUAAAACAGCCGUUGCGAAUUGUAUGUACCAUCUA